Messenger RNA from Eurypyga helias (sunbittern), 505 nucleotides. Its product is annotated as 39S ribosomal protein L23, mitochondrial-like. The record is from RefSeq and is a predicted model, not a curated record. Lineage: Eukaryota; Metazoa; Chordata; Aves; Eurypygiformes; Eurypygidae. Gene Ontology annotation, cellular component: ribosome; mitochondrial large ribosomal subunit. Gene Ontology annotation, biological process: mitochondrial translation. Gene Ontology annotation, molecular function: structural constituent of ribosome. The transcript has 3 exons. Bases 1 to 321 code for a protein of 106 amino acids.
AUGACAAAAGUGGAUGUCAAGAAUUACCUUGAAAAAAUAUACAACGUGCCGGUAGCUGCUGUGAGGACCAGGAUACAAUACGGUGCAAACAACAAGAGGGAUCACAGGAAUCGGAGGGUGAAGAAGCCAGAUUACAAGGUUGCCUAUGUACAGCUGGGCCAAGGACAAACCUUUCAGUUUCCCAACCUAUUUCCAGAGAAAGAACAAGACACAGAAACUCGCUCUUUUGAUGACUUGAAGGAUAAAUAUAUGGAGAGAGAGAAGCAGAGACAGGAAGGUGACCCCAGACGAGGUGGAGUCCCCGAUUGGUUUGGACUUUGAUGCGAGAAGCCAGCUGCCUUUCUUUAGGCUCAGAGGGAUUUUGGUCAGCAGAACUUGCACUCUUCCCUUCUUGUAAUGAUCGAAUGUUUAUUCUUGAGCAGCCCUUGCUAGCGUGUCUUUUUUCCUGGCUGUUUGUGCACAACUACAGCAAAAUGACCCUAAAGAAAUAAAAAGGUAAAAUAAA